UAGAGUUAGAAAGUUUUAUGUUCAUUUAUUAACUAUACUGAUUACCAUUAUUUCCAUUGGUUAAUUUUGAAAAUGAAACUUAGAAAUGGCCGCCAAAUAUUAUUUUUCCGUGAAAUGAAUUUAUUAUUUUCUGUUUUAUGACUGUGUUUAUUUACAACAAAAGAACGCUUAUGUUUAAUGUCUGGAAUGCAUUGAUAAAAGCAUUCAUAUUAUACUUGCACAUAUUUUAUUGGAAAUCAUAUUUUUAUAAUUGCUUCCAAAAUAUUAAACAAAAAUAAUGGAAAAAUACCAACAUAUGAGAACUUUCAUAUCAGCGGUUGUGGAAUAUACGAAACAUCCAAGUGAAACAACUGUCUCGGUUUUGCAACGAAAUCUCGGUGUAAUAAGUGCCUCAUUGGAUUUGAGUAUAUUCGACCCUGGAACCAGUAUAGCGGCUGAAUUUUAUGUUAGUCUACAUGAACUUAUGAAUUCUUUGGCAUCUAGAACCACUUUGAUUUGGAGUGCUGUUGAUGUCUUACAAAAUGCCUGUCGAAAUGCUAGUGCAAGACAAGCUUUGAUUCAUACCUAUAAGUUUGCUCCCAUAUUGGCAAGAUUAUUAGAGGCUAAUUUAACAAGCGAAAAAAGAGUAAGAGUAUUAAAACUACUUCAAGAAUUGACAUAUGGUAUAAAAAUUUCUUGGCAAGAAGCUCAUUUACCUUAUUUAAUAUCGAUAUUGACACAAUGGGUAACACAGUCCAAAGAAGAAGACAUUAUUGCACUCUCAUUAGGUGUAUUAGUAAAUCUAUGUUACAAAAACCUUCCAGCUGUAUAUACCUUAAUGAGAACAAUUGACACAAAAGCAUUUAUACGGACAUUAUUAAAACUGCAGCAUUGUAGUGUAAAUACCAGUGUGCAAUGUUGUAAACUUUUAAUUAUAUUAGAGCAUACAAAUACAAACAUUUCAGAAAAAUAUAUUUUGGAUUUUGCUGCUGUUACAUUUAGCAGCCUAGUUACUGCAAUGAAACAAAAGGAUGUUCUAUUACUUCGACAUAUUAUAGAUUUCUUUCAAGAUGUUGGGCACAAUGAACAUUCUCAUUCUGUAUUGCUUACAUAUCCACAUUAUGGAAAAGAUGUAGAAAAUGUAUUGGCUACAUUAGAAGACAAUGAACCGGACCCAGAAUGUGUUACUCUUAUGAUGGAAUUUUUGUCAUCAUUGGUAAAAUUAAAAUUGUCUGCUUUAGUACCUUUGUAUCCUUCAUGCGUAAAAACAGCUAUGACUUGGGUUCCUGUAGAACAGGUGUGUUCUAAGGCAUUAUCUUUAAUAAGGGUCACAGUUAUUGAUGCAAGACGUACUAAAACAUUUUCUGAAGUAUUAGCAGAACUUGAUGCUUCUGUUUUAAUGCUUAUAAUAAAUUCAGUAAAUGAAGAAAUUCAAGAGAAACAUGAAUUAAGUUCGGAAACAGAAAUGAGAUUAGCAGAAUUAAUGCAAUUAUUUCAAGAAAUGGUCAAAAUAUCAACACUUAGAACAAAAGUAAUGCAGUUCUUAAAUGAACAAAUGAUAUAUAAAUUGUUAAGUCCAGUGAUGGAUACUGAAGUGUGUGUCACUGGUGACUGGCCAGGAAAUUUUAUUCAAAAUCCCACUACAAAUUUGUGUAUACAUGCAUUAGCUUUGACUGCUGAUUUGGCAACUAAUAAUUCACAAUGGUUAACAGCAUAUUCUGAGUUACUUAGAAAUAAACAGAUUCAAAUGACAAUGGCACAUGCGUUGUUUACAGGCGAUGGAGAUAUUAAACAAAAAGUUUUGCAGUUAACAUCAACUGUAGGAUUUCCUCAGGAAUGUGUUUCCGCGUUGGCGUUAUGUAUGAAGCAACUGGAACCUCUAAUAUUAAUACAAAGUUCUCCUGGGAUGGCUCCAAAUAUUGGAAAUAAAAUAUCCAUAAAUUCAAAUACAGAAAUGGCUCCACUUUUUUCUUUUGCACAAGAAGAACGGCUUGAUACAUUUUUAGCAAAAUUACAAAGAGCUUAUGAAUCAAAUCAAAUCAGUGACAUCACCACAUCAGCGGUAAUGGAAUUAUAUGAAUACAAGUUAGCAGCAAUGAGACACGCAGAACGUGCAAUGCAAUCUAGUUUAGAGGCAGCAAACAAUCAUGGAAUCAGUUUACAACACAGAUUAGCACAAGUAGUAGCUGAAUCAAGUCGCUUGCAUCAAAUGCUGUUUGAUUCGCAACAAUGUUUAGAAGGAGUGAAAUCUACAUUAACUGUGAAACUUGCUGAAGUAGAAGAGCAGAGUAAGAAAGCUGUUGCUGUUAAAAAACAAGAAAUUGAAGGACUGAAAAAAAUAGUAACAGAAAAAUCUACUAACAUUGAUCAUUUAAAUAUAUUGCUUGUGCAACAUAAACAUGAUUUAGAAAGCAGUAAUAAUAAAAUUGAAGUAUUAACUAAAAAAAUAAAAGAACUAGAAAUUGAAUGUAUAAACUCAAACGCAAAAAUUACGGAUAUGGUUAACAAGAAUCACGAAAUAAGCAAGCUUCUCCAUAAAAUGCAAGAACAACUUAAUAAAAAGGAACAGGUUAUAGAACAAAAAACUGCAGAAAUUCAAUCUAAUCAAAAAGAUAUUUCUGCACUUAAACAAGAAACUCAACAAUUAUUGCAAUUAGUGCAUACAUAUGAACAAAAUAUUGCAGAAAAGGAAGAAGCUCUUAAAAAAAUGAGCGCAGAAUUAACGGAUUUAAGUCGCAUGCGAGAUAUGAUUUUCGAACUUACUGCCAAGAAAAAGGAGGAUUUAAGCACAAUAAAUUGAUUGCUUGGGAACACUUUUAUGAAUAAUUAGCAAAUGUUUAUUGACGAGAAAGAAAGAGUAUGAUCAUUAGUAAGUAAUCAUAUUUAACUCUUAAGGUGUAAAGCAAAUCAUAACAAAGCUCUUUUGUUUCAAGUUAUUCUCUAUUAUAUAAGUUGUACGCAAUAAUCACAAUUUUAAAAUGUGUUUCUAAAUUAUUAAAUAGUUACCUACAAAAAAAGUAACAAUUUUACUUGAUAUUUAAGAAUUUCAUUUAUAAAAUUCUGUUGCCUCGACUUAAUUAUAUCUUACUAUUAAUACCGUCAUUUUUCUUAUUUUCUGAGAGAAAUUUGUGUCAUUAUCCUUGGCAUUAUUUUAAAUUUACAUAUCACCUUAUUAUUACCUAUAUUCAUAAUAAGUAGUAACAUAAAAUUUAUAUCCUGUAUAAUUUAAUCGCACAAAAAAUGUGCGCAUUUAUUACUUUUUAUUAUCAUCAAACAAAAAUAAAAUUGUUCAUUCAGAUAUUAUAUCUUGUUUCAUGCCAAUCAUUUUUAAAUGACUGUUUU
Molecule: messenger RNA, 3321 nt
Organism: Megachile rotundata (alfalfa leafcutting bee)
Lineage: Eukaryota; Metazoa; Arthropoda; Insecta; Hymenoptera; Megachilidae
Product: protein CIP2A
Source: RefSeq, a predicted model, not a curated record